Molecule: messenger RNA, 3600 nt
Organism: Tricharina praecox
Lineage: Eukaryota; Fungi; Ascomycota; Pezizomycetes; Pezizales; Pyronemataceae
Exons: 2
Coding region: 190-3381 (1063 amino acids)
Molecular function (GO): protein binding
Source: RefSeq, a predicted model, not a curated record
CUACCACCAUCAUCACCAUCACCACCGCCACCACCGUGUCGCCGGAAGUUCACGACCAUAAGAAACAACAGAUCACAAGGGGCGCUCCUCUCCAUUCAGAUAUAAUCUCUCAGCAAACUACUCUUCCGCUAUAUACCAUCACCACCUCCACCAUCUAUAGGAGCCCACGAUCUCAAGCUCUAUGCCAACAUGACCUUAUCCGACUCUCCCAUUCGACGGAAACCCGUCGCUCCUCCGUCGCCGACAGGAGCCGACAAUAAGGAAGAGCCGACUUGGGACGCCAACUACAACGAGAAGCCAAUAGUACUGAAUCGCAAGGGGAAGGGAAAAGAGAAAGCAACAGUUUCGGCGUUUGAUCGGUUGCCUCGGGAGAUAAUUCAAGAGAUUCUUUACACGGCAGAUCCGAAUACCUUCGAUUCGCUGACGCUGAUCAACUCGAAGUGGCAUCACGCUUCGCGGAAUGUGCUGCUCUACACGCACCAGCUAGCGCGAUGUGGGAUCACGAACGUGCCCGAAGCUAAAGGCAAAGGUGGUGACGACGAUAGCAACGACGAGACUCUUCAGAACUUGAUCCGUCUCUUCAACGAGGUCGGCCGGCGCGAGCUGUUCGAGACGGUGUUGCGCCCUAGCGUAACCGAAAUUCAGCUCAUCUACUCGGCAUCGUCAUCAGCCGCGGCAUGUCCUGGGGGUGAAGCGUUCCGUUUCGAGUUUUCGCCGAAGGGAACGCAGCUACUUGCGCUGCUUUCGAGUCGUAUCUUCGUUGUCGAUCUGUCGCAGCGGGAGAUUAAGGUCGGUCGCGAACUUAAAAUAUCCAGGAGGCCUGUGUCAGCUGCGAUCUUGGAUGACGGGAGUAUCCUUGCUGUGCUGAGCUCGAAUCAAAACGUCACCCUGUACGACCUCACCAAGCCAACCGCAAAGAUCAUCAAGAGCUUCCCGCUGGAUAACGAGCCAAGGACGAUCGCGUUGUCGCCGGGCGCGGAGGUGCUGGGCGCGGCGUUUGCGGGUGGGAUCGAGGUGUACUCGCUGCACCCCGAUGCGGGUCCUAACGAUCGUCGGGCGGUGAACUGUGACACCGUUGACACGCUGGCAUUCUCGCCGGAUGGCACGAUAUUGCUCGGUACUACGUUGAACCCGAAGAAUCCGACGACUGUUAUUGUGUCUGCGCAACACUUUUCGACGGAUAUGCCGGUGGAAGGGUUGGCGCAGCUGUGGACCACGCAGGUUCUCUUCCCACGCAGCUCGAGGGAUAGUUCGCAUGCGAGUUUGUUGCCGGGCGAUGAGGACGAAGAGGGCGCCACUUGGACUUUCACCUACGACCGCGUGUACGAGACGUUCCGCGCGGUCAGGGUAGACGACUUGAGGAACGGUCAUUCGUACUUUGCUGGGCCGAAUAAUGCUAACCGGAGUGUCAUACCCCCGGCGACAUUGCCUUCUUCGACAAAGGAUGGAAGUUUGGUUGCAGCUGGUUUCGAAGGCGGGCGGGUCUGGGUCUUUGGUAUUCCGGAAAAACUUGAUCUCCCUGCCGACUACAUGUACAACGACUUCAACGGUGGAAGCGCAGUCAGCACUCCGGAGAGGAGCAACAGCACUGCGAGUAGGAGCGGUACCAGGGAACGAGUGCGUUCCAUCGUCGUGCCGCAGUGGCAAGUGCUCUGCGACAAGAUGCGGAACGUGUUUAUCCGCGGACGCGAGGUUGGACAGGUCAACGGGUUAUCGGGUGUCAAGUUCGUCAUGAGCGUCGACGGGUCCGAGCGAUUGGUUGCUGUCGCAGGUGGAGGAGUGGACGAUGCGAUGGGAGAGUGCAGUGAGGAGGAGUUCUUCGCUAUUGGGGGUGGCAGGGUCACAGUCUACGAUUUCACUCGGGGUCCCAGAGUCGGCUCGAAGGUGGUGAUUCCCAUCGAGGUUGGAGAUGGUGUGCAGGGUCCGGUCGAAACAUUGGUGGAGGAGCAAAGGGAUCUCGAGGUGGAAGUCGACAUCGUCCGGAGACGUACCGUUGCCAACCGAAGGAAUGCAGCGUCGAGGCAGAAUUCGUUCCCAACAGACGCACCCCCUGUUCCGACGACGAGGAGGCAAGCUCCGGGCUCAAGUGGAGGUACCAGUACGAGGACCAGGCCCGUCAGCCCACUUGCCCGCGCCUCCGUAGCUGCAGAUGAUACCGAUGAGGCUAUCGAUGUUCCAUACGUUCAGGGUGCUCCGCGAUCCAGGAAUGUGCUGCAGCGUGCUGCCACCGUCGCCCGCAGAACACCACAAACUGCAGACGACAGCAGGUACGCGCGUGCGGUAGGCCCUGACGGCCGGCCAAGUCCAGUUGUCCGUCAGCGCGCCCCACCAGACGAGAGAUGGGAUCCCCCGCCACCACCUUACACUCCCAGGAACCACAACCCGGCCCCGCUACCUCCGCAGCUGCUUUGGAGUCUUCAAGGCCCACCACGACACCCAGAAGUUCACAUGCCUGCGCCGCCGGAGUCGCCACCACAGCAGCAAGGCGCUUUCCCGUUGGUUCCGCCGCAGGCGGAAGGACUCGAGAGAGCUAGGACUACCAUUGGGGGUAUCGUGCGGCGCGGCAGUCUCUUCAGGCUUGCAACUGGUAGCAGCAGCAACAUCUUAGCUUCCCAUUCUGCGCCCGUUUCUCCAGCCGUCGAAGGAAUGCCAGCCCCGAACCUUCCGCAGCAGCACCACCACAACCUACCAUUUCUCGGUAUUCCAGGAAACCAAGGUCCCCAACCGCCUCGACAGCACCGUAGCGUCUCGGACCAGCGCACCACACGGUACGACAUCCCACCGGUCCCCAUGAUUCCACAAGAACACUACGCACCCAGCCAUCCUGCCGUGCCCCACACUCCCUGGGCCCACUAUUCCCCGCAGCAAGCUGUAGAGCACUACGCGCCGGCCUCCCACGGGCCACCACGGCGACCCUCCUCCCCUCCCGGCUCCAUCCGUUCCCAGCACUUCCCGCAGCAACCGCAACAACCGCAACAACCGCAACAAUACCACCAACCGCCGCCACCACAAGAAUACCUGCACGCCCCCGCCGCGCCGUCCAACCACCGCAGCACGAGCCCCCGCCGCAACCGGAGCACGCGUCGCGGCACAACCCUGCGCGAAACCUACGCCACGCCCGAGCAACAAGCGUCGCAGCUCGUUCCGCCGCCAAUCCCGAGUCCCCGCACCGUUUCCCCCGGGAACGCAAAUAACAGCGUCAUCGUCAGUCGCAGCGGCAGCGUGAGCGUCAUGCGGAGGCCCAGCCGCGCAAGCAGGAGUGCGCAGGUCAAUGUGCGCGAGGCCAAGAGGAAGCGCGAGGAGAAGAAGAAUAAAAAUGGAGCGGGUGGCGGGAAGGGCGCUGGCGGGGGAAAGGAUAAGGGUGCUUGUGUUAUCAUGUAGUUGAUCUUGAUUAAUGUUUUCGUUUUUGGUUUUUUGGUUUUUUGGUUUUGUGGUUUUGGUUUUGAAUUUUGGUUUUUGGUUUUGGUUUUGUUUAUCUACACGGGAGUUCGGGAUUUGGGUGGCUUGGAUGGGAUAUACCUAGGACGUUCGCUUUCGGAAUUUAGUUGGUACUACCGUACUGGGACGUGGAUUACGAGAUUUGAAUUUGGAAUUUGGAAU